This is a messenger RNA of Colletotrichum paranaense, 2532 nucleotides long. RefSeq names its product FMN-dependent dehydrogenase. NCBI's taxonomy places the organism in Eukaryota, Fungi, Ascomycota, Sordariomycetes, Glomerellales, Glomerellaceae. The record is from RefSeq and is a predicted model, not a curated record. Gene Ontology annotation, molecular function: heme binding; oxidoreductase activity. The transcript has 4 exons. The coding region runs from base 1 to 2532 and encodes 843 amino acids.
AUGGCAGCGUCGUCUUCACUGCCCGAUCUGCCACCCAAUUACCUCAAGGCCCUCGAGCUGAUCGACGAGGCCCACAAGCAAGAUCCCAGGCCAUCGUCCGUUGAAUCGGUUCCUUUUGAGCUUCACUAUGCCCAGAAGAUGACGCGCUGGCUCGCCGUCAGGUCUCCGGCGGCCCCUCCGGUCCUACAACUGGCCUGCCGAGCCCAACAUUUCAGGAGAUGGGAAAUCCCGCGCAACACAUACCCAAUGACCCGUCCGGGCUACCUCACCUGGCGCGCGAAGCUCAAGUCCCAAGCCGCCGCUCAGGUGGCUGAGCUCCUCGCCUCAUCGCCCGGCAUCCAGCCCGCCAUCCCCCAGGAGGACGUCGACCGCGUGGCGGCACUUAUCCGCAAGGAGAACCUCAGCAAGGACGAGGAGACGCAGGUGCUUGAAGACGUGGCAUGCCUCGUCUUCCUCGACGAUCAUUUUGACGACUUUGAGAGCAAAGAGGAGGUUGACGAGGAUAAGAUUAUUGGCAUCCUGCGCAAGACGUGGGCCAAGAUGAGCGAGGAGGGGCACGCGCUGGCGUUGAAGAUGAAUCACAGCGAAAGGGCAUUGAGUCUGAUCGGCAAGGCUUUGGCGGGUGAUGACGAGCUCUAUAUCCGUGCAUCUUUAGCGAGCGAGAGAAUCUCCCCGCGGGCCCUGAGGGUGCAAUCCACCCCCGCCUGCAUGGGGGGCGGCCAUCAUCCAAGGGCAAUUGCCAGAGUCGCAUCAAAAGGGAAACCCGGGGAGGACGGCACGCUGCAGCCCCACCAUCCCGAGGGACCCUCUCGGCGCAAUACCGCCCGAAAUCGACUACCCCCUUCGGCCCCGGGACAUGUCAGACUACGCCUUGGCGCCCGGCCCGCGACGACAUACAAAGACGGUGAUGCAAGUCUUCACCUCUCAACAUCAUCCCUCUUUCUGACGCCAUUCUUCUACCCAUCUCACCUAUACUCCUAUGAUAAGAACAUGCCCCCUCUUACACUGACGCCGGCCGAGGUAUCAAAACACAACCGCCUCGACGACCUCUGGCUCGCAAUCGACGGCGCCGUCUACGACUUCACAGACUUUGUUCGCGAACACCCGGGCGGCAUCGCCGUGAUUCUCAAGUGCGCAGGCAAAGACGCCACUGAAGUCUACUCUGAAGUCCACGGGCCCAACCUGGUCAAGUCGACCAUUCCCACCUCGCACCACAAGGGCGUCCUACCCCCGGGAGCCAUCAUGGCGAAACCUCAACCUCACAAGUGGCCGCAGCAGCAGCAGCAGCAUCGAGAUCCAUCCCAAAAACAAGACAGCCAAAUACCACCAACACCACCAACCAUGCCCUCGAAACCUCCCCUCACAACCCUCAUCAGCGCCCACGACUUCGAAUCCGCAGCCUCCACCUCCUUCUCCCCCAAAGCCUGGGCCUUCGUCUCCUCCGCCGCAACAGACCUCUUCACAAAAACCCGCAACGCGACCCUCUACUCCCAAAUCACCCUCCGCCCCCGCGUCCUCGUCGACGUCGCCGCCGUCUCCACCGCCACAACCAUGCUCUCCCACCCGAUGCGCGCCCCCAUCUUCUGCCCGCCCACCGCAAUGGCCCGCCUCGUCCACCCCGAAGGCGAAAAGGAACUCGGCCGCGCCUGCAAAUCCGCCGGCGUCCCGCAGUGCGUCUCCGUCUCCGCCUCGUUUCCGCUCGAGGACAUCCUCGCCGCCCAGCGCGAGCACAAACCCGCAACUCCCUACGACGUCCCCGUCUUCUUCCAGCUCUACGUCGACAAGAACCGCGCCAACUCGGAACGCCUGCUGCGCUCCGCCCAAGCACAGGGCGUGAAAGCCCUCUUCCUCACAAUCGACGCCCCGAUCCCCGGAAAACGCGAGGCUGACGAGCGCGUGGCCUCCGACGAGUCCCUGGGCUCCCCCAUCUCCGGCGCCCGCGCCGUCAACGACGCCAAGGGUGGCGCCCUCGGCCGCAUCAUGGGCAGCUACAUCGACGCCUCGGUGAGCUGGUCCGACAUUGCCUGGCUGCGCCGCACCGUCCCGGGUCUCCCCAUCGUCCUCAAGGGCGUGCAGACGUGGAUGGACGCCGAGCGGGCCGUCGAGGCCGGUGUCGAGGCCAUUGUCCUCUCCAACCACGGCGGGCGGAGCCUCGAUACCUCCCCUGCGACCAUCAUGGUGCUGCUGGAGCUGCAGAAGAAUUGCCCGCACGUGUUUGACAGGGUCGAGGUGUACGUGGACGGCGGCAUCUCGCGUGGGACGGAUAUCUUCAAGGCCUUGUGUCUUGGUGCUAAGGCCGUGGGUGUUGGGAGGGGUUUGUUAUAUGGGCUUAAUUAUGGUGCUGAGGGCGUGGAGCGAUACAUUGAGAUCCUGCGAGACGAACUGGAAACGACGAUGAAAAUGUGCGGUGUCACAAACCUAAACCAAGUCCACCCAGGUUUCCUCAAUACCUUUGCCGUGGACCACCUCAUCCCGGGACGACAUGAUAAUCCAAAUACACCCUGGCGCCGUGAUCUACACAGCAAGCUGUAA